This is a messenger RNA of Cydia amplana, 1227 nucleotides long. It is a transcript of the gene Nthl1, whose product is annotated as endonuclease III-like protein 1. Bases 66 to 1082 code for a protein of 338 amino acids. Gene Ontology annotation, molecular function: DNA-(apurinic or apyrimidinic site) endonuclease activity; DNA binding; 4 iron, 4 sulfur cluster binding. Lineage: Eukaryota; Metazoa; Arthropoda; Insecta; Lepidoptera; Tortricidae. Gene Ontology annotation, biological process: nucleotide-excision repair; base-excision repair, AP site formation; base-excision repair. Gene Ontology annotation, cellular component: nucleus. The transcript has 5 exons. The record is from RefSeq and is a predicted model, not a curated record.
CUUUAGGAAAUUGAAAUCUUAAAAAGGAGAGCGUACUUAAUUAACUUAUCUUUGUAUAUCUUAGAAUGCCACGUGGAAAAGCGACCGCUGCAACCAACAAAACUGCAACUGCACAAAGUAAUGUUAAGAAAAAUAUAUCUCAACACAAGGAUGAAGUCAAUUCACAAAUAAAAUUGCAAGGUCAGGAAAUAGAGCCAGAGGAAGACAUAAGCUACGCUCAAAAUAAAAGUCCCAGUCUAGAUUUAAGCAAAUUCAAAUAUGAAAAGAAACCUCACAUCAAAAUUGAAUAUGAAAAAGAAUCUCCAGUCAAACAGGAAGCCAAAGGCCUUUGGGAACCACCUCACUGGCAGGAGUUUCUCCUCAACCUGAGAAAUAUGAGGGCCAAUAAAGAUGCCCCUGUGGAUACUAUGGGUUGCCACAUGUCUUCUGAUCCUACAGCACCACCUGAAGUGAUCAGAUACCAGCAUCUCAUUUCCUUGAUGCUAUCAAGCCAAACAAAGGACCAGGUUACAUUUGCGGCCAUGGAGCGACUUCGAGAGAGGGGGCUCACCAUAGACAAUGUGCUGAGCAUGAGCGAUGAUGAACUGGGGAAGCUGAUAUACCCUGUGGGAUUCUGGAAGACUAAAGUGAAGUACAUAAAGAAGACAACACAAACCUUGAAGGAGCAGUACAACGGAGACAUACCCGACUCGGUGGAGAAACUUUGCAAGCUGACUGGAGUCGGUCCCAAGAUGGCACAUAUUUGUAUGAGUGUUGCUUGGAACAAGGUCACUGGCAUAGGUGUUGACACCCAUGUGCACAGGAUUAGUAACAGGAUAGGUUGGGUGAAGAAGCCAACAGCCACUCCUGAAGACACCCGCAAGGCCCUGGAGGCCUGGCUGCCUUUUGAGCUCUGGGGUGAGGUCAACCACCUACUUGUAGGCUUCGGACAAACAAUCUGCCUACCCAUUGGCCCAAACUGUGAGGAGUGCUUAAACAAUGACAUCUGCCCUUCUAGAGGCAUAAAGUCACCUAAGAAAACGACUCCCAUGAAAGUUAAAGAAGAAAUUGACCCAUUAGAUGUUAAGAAAAAAAAGCUGUGAAAAAAGUUUUGAAAAACUUGAAACUUGAUGUAGAUGGGGUAACAUUGAAUGUUCCAAAUGCAAAAGUUCCAAAAGUGAGAAAAAUAAGUCCCAAAAAAGAAAUUGUAAAAAAUGAAGACAGCAAUCAAGAAGUCAAUUUAAAAAU